This is a messenger RNA of Pseudogymnoascus verrucosus, 1272 nucleotides long. RefSeq lists its product as uncharacterized. Gene Ontology annotation, molecular function: FAD binding; monooxygenase activity. Lineage: Eukaryota; Fungi; Ascomycota; Leotiomycetes; Thelebolales; Thelebolaceae. The record is from RefSeq and is a predicted model, not a curated record. Bases 1 to 1272 code for a protein of 423 amino acids. Gene Ontology annotation, biological process: secondary metabolite biosynthetic process. The transcript is spliced from 8 exons.
AUGACAGUGAAAGAGCAUGAUUAUUUGCCAGAUGCUACCAACAGUUGCCGCUUGGAUGUUAUCAUCGUUGGCGGCGGCAUGGGAGGCUUAUCUGCCAGUAUCCAAUGUGCUCUAUCGGGGCAUCAUGUUACGGUUAUCGAAGCUGCAAACGAGCUUGCUGAGACCGGUACAGGUAUCCAAGUGACUCCCAACUCCUCGACAUUAUUGAAAAGAUGGGGCCUAUCCGAGUCCUUCUGGAGCUCCGCAGCGAGGCCAAGUUCGAUGAACUUCCGGCGUUAUUCAGAUGGAACGAUUCUAUUCAGAGAGCAAAAUUAUGCCGAAAGUUUGAAGAAAAAGUAUGGGUCUGAAACAUUGAAUAUCUCUCGGGUGGACGUUCAAAAAGGUCUUUAUGAUCGAGCUAAGGAACUCGGAGUGGAGUUUCAUUUCGGCACCAAAGUGAUUGAGAUUGAUAUGGACGAUGGCCGAAUAAAAUCAGCAGCUGGUCAAGAAUUUAAAGUUCUUUUGGGGAAACAAGACUACCCCGAAGCGACAGGGGACCUUGUCUACCGUAUCAUUCUCAACGCGGAAGACGUCCCCGCCGGAGAACUGAGAGAUAAGAUUACAAACCCGGAACUUAAUAUCUGGUUUGGGCCAGACUGUCACGCUGUGUCAUAUUCCAUUCGGAGUGGCAAGGCGCUAGGUCUUGGUCUCGUACGCCCGGACGACCUUCCCGCCGGGGUUUCUAAGAAGGAGGGCUCGGCCGAAGAAAUGAGGGAGCUGUUCCGUAAUUGGGACCCGAUUUUGGCCCGGUUCCUGGACCACGUCAAAGUCGUCGAGACGUGGAAGUUGAUGCACCGACAAGAAGUAGAGACGUGGAUAAACGAUAAAGGAAAUUUUGUUCUCAUUGGUGACGCCUCCCAUCCAAUGAUCCCAUAUCUAGCCCAAGGGGCCAACUCGGCCAUGGAAGAUGGAGCUACCAUUGGUUUGAUCCUCGGCAAGAUAACGUCCAAAUCGCAGCUCCCCCAAGCCUUGCAGAUGUUCCAAACUAUGCGUAAAGCGCGGGGAGAAGCAGUAGCACGAGAGUCACUCAAGAUGCGAACAUUUUAUCACAUGCGCGAUGGCCCUGAGCAACAAGAGCGUGAUUCGCUCCUUGACAAAUACACUGAUUCCAAGCGUAUAAUCGAGGAAAAAUUUCCACUAAGCUGGGUCUGCCCCAUAUUCCAGCCGUGGCUGUUUGGAUAUGACGCCCACAUUGAGCUUGAGAAGGCCAUAGAAUCUAGCCCCUUUGUUUGA